This is a messenger RNA of Drosophila santomea, 694 nucleotides long. RefSeq lists its product as uncharacterized. The record is from RefSeq and is a predicted model, not a curated record. NCBI's taxonomy places the organism in Eukaryota, Metazoa, Arthropoda, Insecta, Diptera, Drosophilidae. The transcript is spliced from 2 exons. The coding region runs from base 83 to 694 and encodes 203 amino acids.
CCACUAAAAUGAGGGUGGAUCUCGGUAUAUAAAGGCCUCCAAUUGUGGAGCAGGAGUCAGGUGAAGCUUCAGUCGCAUCAGCAUGAGAUUCAUAACAGUCCUGUCUGCUUCGCUCUUGGUGGCUAUUGUGGCCAUCGGCCAGGCGGAUGACAGCAGUCCAGGAUUCUUCCUAAAGAUCACCAAGAACGUGCCGCGGCUGGGCAAGCGAGGGGAGAACUUUUCCCUCAAGAACCUGAAGACCAUUCCUCGCAUAGGACGAAGUGAACACAGCUCUGUGACUCCUCUGCUGGCCUGGCUAUGGGAUCUGGAUACGAGUCCCAGCAAGCGGCGCCUGCCCGCAGGAGAAUCCGCGACGAAGGAGCAGGAACUUAACGUGGUGCAGCCCGUCAACUCGAACACGCUGCUUGAGCUGCUCGACAACAACGCUAUUCCCAGCGAGCAGGUGAAGUUCGUCCACUGGAAGGACUUCGACCGUGCCCUCCAGGUGGAUGCGGAUCUUUACAGCAAGGUUAUCCAGCUGGGCCGCCGUCCGGACCGGCACCUCAAGCAGACUCUCAGCUUCGGCAGCUUCGUUCCCAUCUUCGGCGACGACCAGAACCCGGACUUCAUGAUGUACAAGAACAACGAGGAUCAGGAACUGUACGGCGGGGGAAAUCGCUACGAUCGCAACUUCCUCAAGUACAACACCCUGUGA